Selaginella moellendorffii is the source of this 1146-nucleotide messenger RNA. RefSeq names its product pentatricopeptide repeat-containing protein At2g35030, mitochondrial-like. Bases 1 to 1146 code for a protein of 381 amino acids. The record is from RefSeq and is a predicted model, not a curated record. Lineage: Eukaryota; Viridiplantae; Streptophyta; Lycopodiopsida; Selaginellales; Selaginellaceae. Gene Ontology annotation, molecular function: protein binding; RNA binding. The transcript has a single exon. Gene Ontology annotation, biological process: RNA modification.
AUGGUAGCAGCAUUUGCCCAGAAUGGGCUUAUGCAAGAGGCGCUGGAGCUGUUUCGAGAGAUGGAUUUCCAGGGAGUUGGGCCGGACAAGGUAUCAUAUCUGAGUGUGAUCCAAGCUCUAGAUGCGCCUGCGGGAAAUGCAGUAGCGAAGAUCAUCCACUCCACGAUCGUCGCUUCCGGGGAAGACUACAAGUGCGACGUCGUGCUGGGGACCGCGCUCGUAGACAUGUAUGGGAAGUGUGGAAGUGCCCAAGAAGCGUUUCAAGUCUUUCAGGAGAUGCCCGAGAAGAAUGUAGUGACGUGGACGGCGAUGGUUGCUGCGUAUGCCCAGAACGGGCAUCUUGCAGAUGCCGAGGCCGUGUCCCAAGACAUGCCCGUGAAGAACACUGUGUCGUGGAAUGCGAUGGUCACGGCUUACGCGCAGAACAGGCGCCUCUCCAAAGCCAGGGAGAUGUUCGAUGCCAUGAUCACGCAGGAUCUCAACUCGUGGAACAUCAUGAUCGCGAUGUACGCUUCUUCGAGCUCUGGCGAGGGUGGCCAUGUCGAAUCGCUCAAAUUCUUCAAGAGAAUGGUGGUGGAGGGCUUCCAUCCCGAUAAUUUCAGCUACGUGGGCGUGCUAGACGCCUGUGCGAGCAUUCCAUCGAUCGUGGAGGGACGGAUGAUCCACGCCGCGGUUGUGGAGGCCGGAUUGGAUCGGGACAUCGUUGUCGGGAACGCUCUCAUGAAUCUCUAUGCGAAGUGUGGGAACCUGGAGGAAUCGCGAGAGGUGUUCGAGCAAAUCCCGGCUCCAAACCACCUCGUCGCUUGGAACACGAUGAUGGCUUCGUACUCCAAAAACGGCUGCUUCUGGGAGGCGCUGGAGCUGUUCGUGGCGAUGGUCUUGCGAGGUGUUGAUCCAGACGAGAUCACGUUCGUGAGCGUCAUCUUCUCUUGCAGCCAUGGAGGGCGAUACGAAGAUGGCUGCUCCUUCUUCGUGUCCAUGCAGCUAGACUUCGGGAUCCAGCCGGUUCAAGACCAUUUUUAUGUGCAUGAUCGAUCUGCUUGCUCGAGCUGGCCUAAACAGUCUUGUAGAGUGAAAUUCAAGCAUCCAUUUUCGUUCUAUCGAACCUUACAAAAGAAAAAAACAAAAAAUUGGCAUGUCUUGUGA